AUGGCUUCACAUAAUAACCCACUUAAGAUUCUUGAAACUUGCCGAGUUGCUCCAUUUCCCAACUCAUCCCAGUCCGCUACCGAGUUAUCUCUUCCUCUCACUUUCUUUGAUACAUUCUGGUUGAAAUUUCCUCCGGUGGAGCGUCUCUUCUUUUACCAACUCUCUCAUUCAACCCUUCAGCACUUCAACUCAACCAUACUUCCCAAACUCAAACAUUCACUCUCUCUCGCUCUUCUUCACUACCUCCCUCUCGCCGGCAAACUCACAUGGCCUCCAAAUGUCCCCAAGCCUAUCAUCUCCUACAUACCAGACGACGCCGUUUCUCUCCUCGUCGCCGAGUCAACCGCAGACUUUAACCGUCUCUCCGGCAAUGAAAUUCGUGAGUCUCCCGAGUUACGACAUUUAACACCGGAGUUGUUGACAUCUGAUGAGAGAGCAUCAAGCAUGGCUCUGCAAAUAACUUUGUUUUCAAAUCAAGGCUUUUCUACUGGCAUCACUACGCACCAUGCAGUUAUAGAUGGCAAUGUUGCCACUAAGUUCAUGAAAUCCUGGGCUUAUCUAUGCACAAAACAAGACACACAAGACCCUUCUUUGCUGCCAGAACUUACUCCGUUCUUUGAUCGGACGGUUAUCAAAGACCCGACUGGACUUUACAUGGUUUUCUUGAAGAACUAUUCAGGUUCCCUGGGGUCCGAUAUUUCAGAAGUCAACCAGCUAAGCUUGAAGGUGAUAGAAGAUUUAGGAGUAAAUCGGAAUUCACUUCGAGCCACGUUUAAGCUGACUCGUGAAGAUAUAAAAAAACUCAGAGAAAAGAUAUUGUCCAAAGCAGAAGAAGUAAAACCUACGAAGGAGCUUCAUUUAUCCACUUUUGUGGUUACAUAUGUGUAUCUUUUAAUUUGUCUUGUANUCAACAAAGAUAAUCUUCUCUUUCAAGUUAUUGAUUUUUCAUUAAUUAGUAAUUUGGGGUCCAUAUAUGCUAAUAUGCCUUAA
Molecule: messenger RNA, 990 nt
Organism: Pistacia vera
Lineage: Eukaryota; Viridiplantae; Streptophyta; Magnoliopsida; Sapindales; Anacardiaceae
Product: phenolic glucoside malonyltransferase 1-like
Exons: 1
Coding region: 1-990 (329 amino acids)
Source: RefSeq, a predicted model, not a curated record